Molecule: messenger RNA, 1404 nt
Organism: Carica papaya (papaya)
Lineage: Eukaryota; Viridiplantae; Streptophyta; Magnoliopsida; Brassicales; Caricaceae
Source: RefSeq, a predicted model, not a curated record
AAACCAAAGGAGAUACUCGAAGAAAUUCACCGGGUUCAUGGGAUUACACUAUCAUACAAGCAAGCCUGGAGGGGAAAAGAACGGAUCAUGGCUGCUAUUCGCGGCUCAUUCGAGGAAGAUUAUCGCCUUCUUCCUCAGUAUUGUGAUCAAGUUCAAAAAGCAAAUCCUGGGAGCAUUGCACUGGUUUAUAGCAACCCUAAUGAUGGCAGUUUUCAGCACUUAUUUAUUUCCUUUCAAGCAUCAAUCUAUGGGUUCCUAAAUGCCUGCCGACCCCUCAUUGGACUUGAUAAAACUUGUUUGAAAAGCAAGGACCUUGGCAGCAUACUUCUUGCCACUGGUUUUGAUGGAGAAGGUGCUGUUUUUCCUUUAGCAUUUGCAGUGGUUGAUGAGGAAAAUGAUGAUAACUGGACGUGGUUCCUCUUCGAGUUACAUAAGCUGCUCGAGAUCAACACAGAUAACAUGCCAAAGCUCACAAUUUUAUCAAACCGGAAGAGAUGUAUCGUGGAUGGCGUAGAAGCCAACUUCCCAACUGCAUUCCAUGGAUUCUGCUUACAUUAUCUGGCUGAAAGUUUCCACAAGGAAUUCAACAAUUCAAUACUACUUCCCCUUUUUUGGGAAGCUGCAGCUGCUCUCACAGUCAUCGAAUUCGAAACAAAAAUCCUUGAAAUUCAACACAUAUCACCAACUGCAGCCUUGUGGAUUCAAAACAUUCCUUAUACCUUAUGGGCAACAUCACAUUUUGAAGGAAAAAGGUUCGGACACCUAACUGACAACGUAGUCGAAUCACUUAAUACUUGGAUAUCCGAAACCUCAGGCCUUCCUAUCAUUCAAAUGAUAGAGAGUAUCCGUAGGCAAAUGAUGAGUUCCUUCAACAAACGUCGCGAAACAAGCCUGCAGUGGACUGGGACGCUGGUGCCUUCCGCAGAAAGACAUGUAUUUGAAGCUGUGGAACUAGCACAGGCUUAUCAAGUUAUCAAAGCAAAUGAAGCAGAAUUCCAAGUUAUAACUGACAAUGGAAGUUUCUUAGUAGAUAUUCGUAUUCGACAUUGUUUAUGUCGCGGAUGGCAGCUGUGGGGAUUGCCCUGCACACAUGCUGUAGCAGCUCUACUUUGUUGCAGGCAGAAUGUUUAUAGAUUUACAGAGAGUUGCUUCACAGUAGCGAAUUAUCGAAGGGCUUACUCGCAGUCAAUAUACCCAGUUCCUGAUAAACGUUUGUGGAAGGAUAAGAAAGAAGAUGUUGGAGAUAAUAUGAUUAUAAGGCCGCCCAAAUCAGCUCGGCCUCCGGGAUGGCACAGAAAAAGAAGACAUCGGUUGGAGACCAGUGGUAGCAACAAGCGAGCGGUGCAUUGUAGCCGGUGCAAUCAGGCUGGACAUUUUAGAACGACAUGUCCGGUUUCUAUGUAG